UAUAUAUUCAGAGAUGGUUCUAGAGCCUGUGUUUCAUUGUUCUCUCUGCUUUUGUUUCGGCUGGGCCUCUUUACCUGCAUUUAAAAUUUUUGAGAGUCUACUCUACAAGUCGGAUAUUCACGACGAAGAAGCCUCUCUAUGUGAGGUGAAGUUAAUUUUUAAGAUUUGUGAUACAAUAAUAAUUUCGAGAUGGCGCUUUUGGAUCUCUUCAUUGCCUCAUCAAUUCCUGUCCUAAAAGUGCUGUUGGUGACUGCAAUUGGGUCAAUUCUUGCAUUAGAUCAUAUCAACAUUUUAGGGGAGUACACGAGGAAGCAUAUGAAUAAUAUUGUAUUUUUUGUAUUCAAUCCGGCACUUGUUGGCAGCAACUUGGCCAAAACAAUAACAUACGAAAGCUUGAUUAAGUUGUGGUUCAUGCCUCUCAAUAUCCUGAUCACAUUUAUAAUUGGUUCAGCCCUUGGGUGGGGUGUUAUCCAAAUCACAAGAGCUCCUCCACAUCCACGGGGACUUGUUCUAGGGUGUUGUGCUGCAGGAAACUUGCUGAACAUGCUUCUCAUUAUCAUACCAGCGGCUUGUAAAGAGAAGGGAAGCCCAUUUGGAGAUCCGGAUGCCUGCCAUCAAUAUGGAAUGGCAUAUGCUUCACUUUCAAUGGCUGUGCCAACUAUAGAUAAAGUAAAGCAACAAUUUGGGAUGCUUUUAAAGAAGGUCAAUCUAAAAAGGUUGUUUGCUCCUUCAACUACUGGAGCGCUUGUUGGUUUCAUAGUUGGACUUGUACCUCAAAUCCGGAUGUCAAUGAUUGGUGAUAGAGCUCCUCUUCGCGUGAUCCAAGACUCUAUUUCUUUGCUGGGGGAUGGAGCCAUCCCUUCUCUAACCUUGAUAAUGGGAGGGGACCUUCUUAAGGGCACUAUAACUCAAUUGUUUGGAGCUGGUGAGACUGAAUGUUCGGUUAUUAUGUUGUGGACUUAUGCACUGGCUUCAAUUGCACUUGCUCUUUGGUCUACCCUCUUCAUGUGGUUGGUGGCUCGAUUUGGUCAAGGAAAUUACCAUAUAUGCCAUAAUUUAGCCAAGUAUUUGCUGUGCUUCAAAUUCGCAAGUUUUGCUAGAAUUGUGUGUUAUCGAAUUGAUCAUGUUAGUGUGUGCUUGUGUCUGCAAUUAAUAUGAUGUACCAAAAAAGCAAUCAAAAUAUGCAUGGUUGAGUUGAACAUAGUCAAGAGCAAACCAAAAUGUGAUUGAAGUUAAAAAUGCAUAU
This is a messenger RNA of Camellia sinensis, 1246 nucleotides long. The record is from RefSeq and is a predicted model, not a curated record. NCBI's taxonomy places the organism in Eukaryota, Viridiplantae, Streptophyta, Magnoliopsida, Ericales, Theaceae.